This is a messenger RNA of Larimichthys crocea (large yellow croaker), 1644 nucleotides long. RefSeq names its product polyserase-2. The transcript is spliced from 12 exons. Gene Ontology annotation, molecular function: serine-type endopeptidase activity. Lineage: Eukaryota; Metazoa; Chordata; Actinopteri; Sciaenidae. Bases 16 to 1566 code for a protein of 516 amino acids. The record is from RefSeq and is a predicted model, not a curated record. Gene Ontology annotation, biological process: proteolysis.
GCUUCUCACUGACCAAUGAGGACCAUCACAGAGCAGGGCAGCUCACCUGACUGUGGAUAUAUACCAGAGGUCCAGGUGAAGUCCUGUCAUCGACAAGAUCACACUACAACCAUGAGGUCUCUGGUCUUCAUUCUGCUUAUCGGGGCUGCUUUUGCCACCGAGGACGACAAAAUCGUCGGAGGGUAUGAGUGCACACCCCACUCCCAGGCCCAUCAGGUGUCUCUGAACUCUGGGUACCACUUCUGUGGUGGCUCCCUGGUCAACGAGAACUGGGUUGUGUCUGCUGCUCACUGCUACAAGUCCCGUGUGGAGGUGCGUCUUGGAGAGCACAACAUCAGGGUCACCGAGAACACCGAGCAGUUCAUCUCCUCCUCCCGUGUCAUCCGCCAUCCCCGUUACAGCUCCUCGACAAUCGACAAUGACAUCAUGCUGAUCAAGCUGAGAACCCCCGCCACCCUGAACCAGUAUGUGCAGCCUAUUGCUCUGCCCACCAGCUGUGCCCCCGCUGGCACCAUGUGCACAGUCUCUGGCUGGGGCAGCACCCAGAGCUCCACUGCUGACAGGAACAAGCUGCAGUGCCUGCAGAUCCCCAUCCUGUCUGACAGGGAUUGUAACAACUCCUACCCUGGCAUGAUCACCAAUGCCAUGUUCUGCGCUGGAUACCUGGAGGGAGGCAAGGACUCUUGCCAGGGUGACUCUGGUGGCCCCGUGGUGUGCAACGGUCAGCUGCAGGGUGUUGUGUCCUGGGGCUACGGAUGUGCUGAGAAGGACUAUCCUGGUGUCUACGCCAAGGUCUGCAUCUUCAACGACUGGCUGGAGAGCACCAUGGCUUCUCCAGUCAUGAGGUCUCUGGUCUUUGCUCUGCUCCUAGGAGCUGUGUUUGCCACAGAGGAUGACAAAAUUGUUGGAGGGAAAGAGUGCACGCCUCAUUCUCAGCCCCAUCAGGUGUCUCUGAACUCUGGGUACCACUUCUGUGGUGGCUCCCUGGUCAAUGAGAACUGGGUGGUGUCUGCUGCUCACUGCUACAAAUCCAAAAUGGACAUUGUCCUUGGUGAUCACAACCGUUGGUGGAUGGAUGGCAAUGAACAGACCAUUUCUGCUGUCCGUGUGAUCCCUCAUCCCAACUAUGAGUCCUGGACGAUUAGCAAUGACAUCAUGCUUAUCAAGCUGAGCAAGCCUGCCACCAUCAACCAGUAUGUGAAGCCUGUGGCUCUGCCCACUAGUUGUGCCCCCGCUGGCACCAUGUGCACCGUCUCUGGAUGGGGUGUGACCAUGAGCUCUGCUGAUAGUAACAAGCUGCAGUGUGUGAAUAUCCCCAUCCUGUCUGAAGAGGACUGUGAUAAGGCAUACCCCGGCAUGAUCACUGAGUCCAUGUUCUGUGCUGGAUACCUGGAAGGAGGCAAGGACUCCUGCCAGGGUGACUCUGGUGGUCCUGUUGUGUGUAACGGUAAGCUGCAGGGUGUUGUAUCCUGGGGCAUUGGAUGUGCAGAGAGAAACCAUCCCGGUGUCUAUGCCAAGACCUGCAUUUUCACAGAAUGGCUGCAGACCACCAUGGCCACUUACUGAGUCCGGUCCAAUCACACCUCUGCUACAGCUGGUUCUACACUGCAAAAUCAUGUCUCAGUGACACUGUGCCUGUUGUAA